AUGACAUCAGGUAAAAAGAGAUAUGAUCCACCUCGACAUCAAUGGACGGAAAAACAAACAUAUCAUCUACUCGAAACCAUCUCAUCCAGCCAGACGUACCUCGAUACUUUCUUCCCUCCGCAACUCUUCAAAUCAACUUCGACAAAAUAUGAAUUGGAGAAAGAACUUUGUCUUUUGAUUUUGGAUGAUACGAAAUGGAUGGAAUGGAUGAUCCAACAUAGUAAGAUACGGAGGAAUGGAGAUAGGUUGGAAGUGUUGGAAGGGUGGGAGAAAAUGGGGAAUCCAGUUAGGAGUAGAUUGGAUCUGAUACAUAAAGAUGCGAGAGAUGCUAGAAGGUUACUAGGUAAAGCUACUUCACCUGAUGAUUUGGAACACAACAGUCAAGAAAGACUCAUAUGGAACGAUUAUAGGAAUUCGGGUAGAUAUACUUGGUAUUUCCUCUAUGUCCAAGCUCAGCUGGUACAUAAUCCAAAUUGGAUUAACAGUCCACAAACAACCGGUGACUCGAGAAGCGGUAGUUCAAGUACACCAGACCCUGGGCUCGCUUCCUCUGCGACUCCGUUGAGAAGUAUUAGCACAAAUCACCCCAGGGACACCGAAGCUAGAAGAUCUACGAGAGGUAAUUGCCCCGAUGAACGGCCUAUCUCCUCGAAUCAACGUACCACAUCUUCUUUACCCAGACCUUCCCUUUCCAAUGUCUCUCCUUCGACACCAGUACGACCCUUAAUUUCCAGCUUCCCGAGAUCAGCUAACACAACGACAAAACGUACACUCCCACCGCAUUCCACCACUUUUACAACACCUUCAUCAUCCUCAUCCCCUCGACUUGCACCUUUAUCCCUGGACAGCCGACUGUCUAAAAGACCCCGAGUAUCUCCCCCUGCGCAACGAAUCUCCUUGAGGACUACGCCUUUGAUACGGCGAGUAGGUAAUCUAGCACCAGAUGUCAUAUCCAUAUCAUCAGAUUCAGACUCUGACUCCAACGAUGAUCCGAACGGAUCGUUCUCUAAUAACGAAGAUGAAGACAACGAUGAUAGUACUGAUCUAGUCGAGAUUCAGGUGACCACAAUGAUCCGACCUGAUCCAUCAUCUAAUAUCCCUUUCAUACCCUUUUCCACUAAUCGUGAUAACCCUCAUACACGAUCUCGCACGAUACUUGAUCAAGCGCAGAAUUUGGAAGCUAUAAGAAAUCUGUCAAGACCUAUAAUGACACCUAGAAAUCAUGAUGAUUCGGAUGAUGAUAGUGAUUCUGAUAGGGAAGAGCAAGAUGAAACGACGGAAGUAUCUUCAAGACCACCUACACCACCUUUCCCUCCUCCUCUUUCUUCUACUACAUCCGCAAUGAUGACCCAUAUAGAGGAACUUCAAGGUGAGAAUACAUUGUCAGGAGCGAUAUCUGAACAUUUCAUGGAAGAUAUGUUUCAUGAUCCAACGAUAAGAUCAUAUAGGUUAGAUGCCUUACAUCGCAAUCUCGGUAAAUCACCGCCCCCCGUUCAGCUUGCUGUACAAUCGAUUGUCACUGUCUCUGCUGGGCCUGUGGAAGACGAUGAGGUAUUGCGAUUGCACGCUGUCGAACAUCAGGAUGAAGAAGAGGAGUUUAGAUAUGGUCUGGUGUUUUCACCGUUGAUCAUUACCGAUGGGACUUUGCCUGAUUUCCCUAUCGAUUUGGGUUCGCCGAAACAUGGGGAAAGGGAUAAACCAAUUGAGAUUUCAGAUACAGAAGAUGACGAAGAGCAAGAUCAAGUGGUGAUCGUACAGCAAAGUGACAUCUCUCGAAGUUCGAUAAGUAUACUGGAAAUUGAUACCAGGCCAUCUGUCAAUCACCACCCUGGAGGAGGAGAAGUAGAAGAGCUGGUUGAUGAACAUGAAGAUACGGAUAUGGAUAUGGACAUGGGCAUGGAUGUACAGAACGAUGCGGAUCUAGAUGAUCUUAAUUCCGAACUUGGUGUUGGUGCGAGGGAUGAAUUGGAAGACAUGGAUCUGUGCUCUGAUAUGGGUCAAGAUGACAUCGAGCAGAGAGUGGAUGACAGUUGGGAGAUGGUGGACGACCCUGGAUCUUGCAAUUCGCCACAACAUCGCCCUCCAUCUUUGACGAUUGCAAGUUCAUCAACUCAGCCUAUGGAUCCACUUAACAAGAGUUCUCCAAGCUCACGCUCACUUGCGCACACCCAACCUGGCUCUACUCAAGACACACCUCGUACGCUUGAUGCUUUCCGACCGAUGAUACGUAUACUGCUGCUCGAAUUGAAACAUACCAAAUCACGUGCUUUGGUGGAUAUCGAAGUAGACUUCCGUUGUAUGCGAUCGCCGUCGAUCAAAUCGCUCGAAGAUAUCGUUGAGUUGAUGGGUGGGAAGGUCUUCGAUGCCAAUAGGAAGCAGGGAGAAAGGAAAAUGAGAUAUUUGGUCGUAGAUCAUGGAGUACUAGAAGAAGAUGUACAUGUAUCGAAAGGAAGAACUGUGACGGUCGGGGAGUUGUUAGGGGUGAUUGCUGAUUUGAGGGAAAGGGAAUUGAAUGGAGUGUGA
This is a messenger RNA of Kwoniella mangroviensis CBS 8507, 2523 nucleotides long. RefSeq lists its product as uncharacterized. The transcript has 4 exons. The record is from RefSeq and is a predicted model, not a curated record. Bases 1 to 2523 code for a protein of 840 amino acids. NCBI's taxonomy places the organism in Eukaryota, Fungi, Basidiomycota, Tremellomycetes, Tremellales, Cryptococcaceae.